Messenger RNA from Paramecium octaurelia, 362 nucleotides. The record is from the annotation of a GenBank genome assembly. Lineage: Eukaryota; Ciliophora; Oligohymenophorea; Peniculida; Parameciidae.
AUGGUGGUAUCAGUGAGGUAAAUAUUUAGGUAGGUGGAAAAGAACUUUUUACAUUAUUAGAAACAAAACCUUUGUAAAAUCAUAUAAUUUCAGUUUGCUUUUAAUUGAUCCUUUUAGACUAUAUAGUAGCAUGUAAUGAUAAUUUGAACAGACAACAACCACCAAAACAAGUUUCCCAGAUUAAACCAUGCUAUACUAAACAUUCAUUUAUAAAUGAAUUAGCCAGGAUUUAUCACUUUUAGAUUGAUGAAACUAAAUACUUCCUCAAGGACAAAUACAAUCAUUUAUGCUACUACUCGACAACUUAAUCAAACAACAAAGAAAAAAAAAAGUGGUCAUAUUUGAGAGGACUUUUAUAUUGA